GCUGGACCCUGAGAAAUCCAACAGCAGCAGCGAGGUUGUAGCCCAGGCUGUGUGGGUUCCAGGUUUGAGGAGGAAAAUUGUGCGACCUGGUCCUACACCGUCACACAACCAGGUUUCCGGGGAUCCAGGUGUGGUUUGGCACCGGCGCAGUCCUUCUGGCUUUUGUAUCCACUAUGGGUCCAUGAGGCACCGAAGUUGAAAUUCAGCAGUUUGGUUUUCCUGCUGCAUCGUGCAGUCCCCGCGUGUGCAGCUUGCGGUCGUUCCUCCGGGUUUUGCCCAGUCCUUCAGCCGCUCUCCCUUGGCCCCAGGCACUACCUCAGUCAUCGCCAUGAGUUCCAGUGGGAGCCUCAACCCGCAGUCGGAAAGCUUUGAGAGCCGGCCAACGUUCUACAUCGGGCAGCAUGACUCGACCCGUUCCGAGGCGCUCUCGGACGACCAGUACGCCCAAGUGCUGAACAGCGGUGUAAGUCCAAGCGCGGUGUCAUUACGAGCACCGGUCCUGGGUCGUGGCGGCGCUGACCAAGAGCAGUUCCGCUUCGUGACGGCGCCCAUCACAAACCGGCAUUUCUUCGACCGGGUGGUGAAGUUGCACAGGGACUACCUCCGUGAGCGAGAGGAGUGGGUUCAGCAGAGGGGGCUCACCGCGAGCCAGCAGGCGAACCCGUCCCUGCCGGGCCCUGUUGUGCCGACCCUGACGGACGAGGACACCUCGCUGUUCCCAAGCAACUACAUCGGCUCUCUCGCUGCCUACGCCAGCCCCUGGAUUGAUUUGUGCUCCCCUGACCCCCACGUGUCGAGUCUCUCUCGCCAGGUGCUGAAUCUCGAAGCAGCGUACGCCAACUUCUGCGGCGCGAGAACCAUCAUCGUGCCUGGGCCGCGGCAGGAUGACAGCAGCCGCGGCAUUGCUCAGUACGCCCGCGCCAUCCGGGAAGCGCUGAACGUGGCAAACCGGGCCAACAUCAUCAUCCAUAUGCCCAUGUACCGGGAGCCCGGUCUGGAGGAGAAGGCAGAGACGCUCUCCACCAUCUUCGGUCCCGAGAAUGGCCCGGAAGCAGGUGCUAAGAAAGAGAUUGACCUCUUCAGCGCCUGGGAUUCUUGGAACACCAUCCGAUCCAUGUGCAACUACUCGAUGAGGUUGUUUGUCGGUAUGCUUCUUGACCAUCUUGGCCCCAUCCAGGGAGGGGGACGGUGCUUUAUCUCAGCUGCUGACCUGUACACAGCCAUUCGAAUUCCGCGCCGUGUGCCUGAAAAGGCUCUCCAGGAGCGCUGGUUUGCCGAACCGCUGCAUUACUUGACGAUUGGAGCCGAGACAUUCCAGCCAAACCGUGCCGGACAUCCGUCGCUGAGUAAACACCACCAGGACAUGAUCAAUCGUUACAUGAGACUGAGAAAUCCGCCCUGGUUAAUACUCUGCGAUGUGGGACCGCGCCCGGAAGAGCUCGCAGUUCUCCCUGAUCCAACGGCGGCCGAGUUCCCGUCGCUGGCAGAAGCGAAUCAGGCCCUCAGGGAGAACCGGCGACCCCAUAUGCCAAGUCUGAACGCCCACGUCGGAUACAUGAAACACCUCGAGCGCCAGCAGCCCCCGUUUUCGGCCAUGGAGACUCCCGCCCUCAUGAGUUUCCAGGACUGGCUGCAGCCACCGCUGCAGCCGCUGGCCGACAACCUGGAGUCGGCAACGUACGAGGUGUUUGAGGGCGACCCAGUGAAGUACGACCAGUACGAGAAAGCCAUCACCGAGGCCAUGAUUGAGUGGAAGGAUCUCAAGAAGCCGACGUCAACGGCAACGCCCGAGAACCCUUCCAGCCCUGAGCUGGUGGUCACCGUCGCCGGAGCCGGCCGCGGGCCCCUGGUCACGCGCGCGUUGCGUGCCGCCGAGAAGACCGGCACGCCCAUUCAGAUCUGGGCGCUCGAGAAGAACCAGGACGCCUUCGUCUAUCUGCUCAGAAAGAAUAGGCUUGAAUGGAAUAACCAGGUAACACUCGUCAAGACCGACAUGCGUGGCUGGGAAGGCCCGCGCCUCAAGGGCAGAGAGGACGUCAUCGGCAAGGUUGACAUCCUCAUAACGGAGCUACUGGGCUCCUUCGGCGAUAACGAGCUGUCGCCUGAGUGCCUCGACGGCAUCCAGCGCCACAUCGCCCGUCCCCACGGCAUCUCCAUCCCGCAUUCGUACACCGCUCACCUGAGCCCAAUCUCCACGCCCCGUCUCUUCGCCGACCUCAGCUCCCGAGUGGUCAGCGACCCAAACGCCUUCGAAACGCCCUGGGUGGUCCGCCUCUUCGCCGUCGACUACGUCGCCCAGAAAGUGCCCGGCCACCCGCGCUUCCAGCAGGCGUGGGAGUUCGUCCACCCGGUCGAGGUCGCCCGCGCCGACGACUUUGCGGCGCAGCACGGCAAGGCCGCCGCCAGGUACGUCACGGGCGGCGUAGGCAGCAUGUCCGGGGCGGGCGGCACGAACGAGCACAACGCGCGGCACUGCCACCUGACGUUUGUGUGCCCCACGCGCGGCGUCAUCCACGGGCUGGCCGGCUUCUUCGAAUCGGUCCUGUACGCCCCGCAGGCCGGGGCUGGCAAGGAGCCUGUCGAGAUCAGCAUCCUGCCGGACCAGAUUGACCGGAAGAGCAAGGAUAUGAUCUCGUGGUUUCCCAUCUUCUUUCCGCUCAAGGUAGGUUUUUUUCGGUUCCCGCCGUCCCGAGAUACGAAGCUCGACCUUCAAAUAACACUUUGCCGUAGAGCCCGCUCUACUUCCCGCAGGACACAGAACUCGAGGUCAGCAUGUGGCGGCAAACAGAUGACAGAAAGGUGUGGUACGAGUGGCUGGUGGAGGUAUACGCCUGGGUUGGGCCCAAGACGCGAAUCAAGGUCGGCACGUCGGAUCUCCACAGCAGCCGCAAGGUGGCCUGUUUGAUGUAGGAGUUCAUUUCAAGAAUCCCCCUCUGGGAGCUGUAGAGCUCCUACAUGCUGUGGGUUGAAAAGGGGGUGAGCACCCCGCUCGGCGGCGUAGAGCAGCAUGCAGGCGGAGAUGCAUGCCCACGCCGCAACGCCGCAUCAAUGUUCCAGACUUUUCUUCUUCCGUCCCUCACAGGGGCAUUCCGUCCACGUUUACCAUGCCAUAUCGUGGAUAUCACCUGCUCCUUGGUCCCCCGCCAUCCACGCCCCAGGCGCCGUUGAAGCGGCAGGGCCGUUCCCACCACGCCCGCCGCCGCAGCAACGUGUCCGCCCUAGAAGACACCCUGCCCAUAACCCCCUUUUCUUUUCCCCAUGUCUCGUACCCCACCCUAACCCUCCAUCUUCGUAUCCCGAUCCUCCUCCCCGCCCUUAUCCGCAGCCCUCACGUAAAGCACAUUG
This is a messenger RNA of Thermothielavioides terrestris NRRL 8126, 3345 nucleotides long. Its product is annotated as methyltransferase-like protein. Bases 329 to 2905 code for a protein of 858 amino acids. NCBI's taxonomy places the organism in Eukaryota, Fungi, Ascomycota, Sordariomycetes, Sordariales, Chaetomiaceae. The transcript has a single exon. The record is from RefSeq and is a predicted model, not a curated record. Gene Ontology annotation, cellular component: nucleus; cytosol. Gene Ontology annotation, biological process: peptidyl-arginine N-methylation; regulation of DNA-templated transcription.